Messenger RNA from Macroventuria anomochaeta, 379 nucleotides. RefSeq lists its product as uncharacterized. The transcript has a single exon. The record is from RefSeq and is a predicted model, not a curated record. NCBI's taxonomy places the organism in Eukaryota, Fungi, Ascomycota, Dothideomycetes, Pleosporales, Didymellaceae. Bases 51 to 281 code for a protein of 76 amino acids.
GGCCAAAUUAGCGGGCGUCAUAAUGCGUGAUAUCGCCCCGGUUGACAACCAUGAGCAUUUCCAGGUGUCCUGAAGUCAUUGGCGUGGUCAGGCGUAGGAGGUCAGCUGUCGUCAAGAUGAUAUUAGAAGAAAGCUUCGAUACGUACGAGAAGAUGCUGAGACAUUGUAGUGAAGCUUACAGUGUCGGUGAUUGCAUUACAAUAACAGAUGUGUGUAUGUGGCCUCAAGUGCAGAUGACAGAAAUAUAUAUGGUUCGAGUGAAAGAGGAGUUGAAUAGAUAGCCGUUGCCGAACGCUGUCUUGAGAAAUCUAGGUGAAAAUGAGGCGUUUAGACGUGGGUGGCGACUCUGCAGGAGCUUGGAGCGAGUUUUCUGGUGUAG